This is a messenger RNA of Rhincodon typus (whale shark), 1786 nucleotides long. RefSeq names its product inositol hexakisphosphate kinase 2. Bases 257 to 1510 code for a protein of 417 amino acids. Gene Ontology annotation, cellular component: nucleus; cytoplasm. The transcript has 5 exons. The record is from RefSeq and is a predicted model, not a curated record. Gene Ontology annotation, molecular function: inositol hexakisphosphate kinase activity. NCBI's taxonomy places the organism in Eukaryota, Metazoa, Chordata, Chondrichthyes, Orectolobiformes, Rhincodontidae. Gene Ontology annotation, biological process: phosphatidylinositol phosphate biosynthetic process; inositol phosphate biosynthetic process.
GCUUAGUAUUUCAUUGCUCUUCCCAGUGUGUCGGUAUAGUUGAGUUGCAGCUCAAGAAAUUGUUUACUGGAAUGUUUGACAUACUUCAAGAGGUGAUUCGGUUAUAGAGUUGAGAAAACCUAAACUUUGGGAAUUUAAUUGUUAUUGCAGGAUCUUGGCAUUGAAUUGACCACCCGAGGGAGAAGAAUCUCCAGCUGGGUUAUAGUCACAGUCUUCAUACAGCCUGCAGUACUUGUUUGUCUAAUGUGCUUUAAGGAUGAGCCCAGCACUAGGAGCAAUGGAAGUGGAGAACUAUGCAAAGGGAGUCCUCCUAGAGCCAUUUGUUCACCAGGUUGGAGGACAUUCGUGUGUCCUCCGCUUUAAUGACAAGACCAUUUGUAAACCCCUCAUUCAACGGGAACAUCAGUUUUAUGAAACACUGCCACCAGAGAUGUGCCGGUUUACACCAAAGUAUAAAGGAGUCGUUUCUGUAAGUUUUGAGGAAGAUGAAGAAGGAAAUCUAUGCUUAAUUGCCUACCCAUUAUCAGGGGACCAAGCUGAUUUGGAAAAUGUAGAUAACUCCGAAUGUGAACCUAAAAAUAAGCUAAUAAAAUGGAGUAAUAAGAAACCUGUGUUACUAGAAAAUGACAAUUACGGAAAAGAACGGGUCAGGCAAAAUAGGAAAGAAGAGAAAAUGAAAAGCCAUAAACUAGAUGAGGAAUUUGAAUCUAAGAAGUCGGAGGUAUUGUAUUAUAGUAUUGAGAAGAAGUCUGGGAAAGUAAAACAUAACCCCUGGAGCAUGAAGUGUCACCAGCAACAGCUGAAACAUAUGAAGGAUAAUGCCAAGCACAGAAACCAAUACAAAUUUAUUUUACUGGAGAAUUUAACAUGCCGUUAUGAAGUCCCUUGUGUUCUGGACUUGAAAAUGGGAACACGCCAACAUGGGGAUGAUGCAUCUGAGGAAAAGAAAGCUAAUCAAAUCCGUAAAUGUCAGCAAAGCACUUCAGCCAUUAUUGGUGUUCGAGUCUGCGGGAUGCAGGUAUAUCAAGUAGACUCUGGCCAGCUCAUGUUCAUGAAUAAAUACCAUGGAAGGAAGCUUUCUGUACAAGGGUUUAAAGAAGCACUUUACCAAUUUUUAAAUAAUGGAAAGUAUUUACGCAGGGACCUUUUUGAACCUGUUCUUAAGAAACUGUCUGAACUAAAAUCUGUCCUGGAGAAACAGGAGUCAUACCGUUUUUACUCCAGUUCCCUGCUUAUAAUUUAUGAUGGCAAAGAGUCGGCUACAGAUUCCGAUUCUGAAUAUUCUGAAGACCUUUCUGAAGAGUCAGCUGAUGAAUCUGCAGGAGCAUAUGCUUACUCAAACUCCAGCAGCAGUAUGGUUGAUGUCCGUGUGAUUGACUUCGCUCACACAACAUGCAAGUAUUUUGGUGAAGACAGCGUAGUCCAUGAAGGACAGGACACUGGCUAUAUCUUUGGACUUCAAAAUUUAAUAACUAUUAUUAAAGAAAUAAGAGAUGACAACAAUGAAUAAACUAGAAAAGCAUAACGCUAUUGUGAAUGGGUUUUAUUUGUAGUCAGAUUAUCGACUGACCAAUCUCAAGGUCUUGACAUUCGUGGACCUGGUGGUAGACAUUCAUCGGCAGGAGACUUAACAGAAUGGGCAUUUCCUCAGUUGGUGCUGGAAAAAGGCACUUACAGAUAUCUAUUUAUUUUAAAUAUUUCACAAACAUUCCAUAUUAUUUGACAUGUCAAAUACCUCUGUAUUUCUGUGCGUAACUGUUCAUAAAUAAAAUCUUGUUUUGUGGUA